Messenger RNA from Closterium sp. Yama58-4, 1362 nucleotides. The record is from the annotation of a GenBank genome assembly. NCBI's taxonomy places the organism in Eukaryota, Viridiplantae, Streptophyta, Zygnematophyceae, Desmidiales, Closteriaceae.
AUGCUUCAGACGAUAAACAGGGUCUUCAGCCAUAGCCCCAGCUUCAAGAGGAGGGGAAAGGGGGAUCAUGAAAACGGCGGAGAUAAAUCCCCGCUUAGUGGAAAAGAUUCUACCGCAGGGGACCAGCGACCAGACUCCCCUAUUCGACUCGGAUCGCCGUCGAUUGCAGCGCUUGGCGAGUCGACGCUUAAAAAGAUCGUUAAACGGUCGUUCUAUGGCGACACGUCGGUGGAGCCGCUCGUCGAUGGGAGGGGGGGAACGGGAAGGGAGGUUCCUACGGAAAUGCUCGCGUUCGAAAUUGGAGCCAUCAUGCGUCGCACUCUCGAAAUCUGCGACUCCAUGUCCGAGAAAAUGCUCUCCUCGCUGCGCGCCAACCUUCAGGCGCCUGGCGUGGUCACUUUAAUCUCCAGCGACCUUAGAGUACUAUGGGGCCUCGCGGGGUACGAGAAGCAUCAGGAGCUGCGUUCCGUCGCGUGCCGCGUCGCCGUGCUGGGUCGCAAGUGCCGCGAAUCGCGGCUGCACAAACUCGAGCGGCUCUUUGCGCGGCUAGACAGCAUAGAUGCCGAUUAUAAGAUGUUCUCCGCGUCUUCCGCUGAAGGGGAGGUGCUUCUUAGCAUUCAGGAGUACGGCGAGUGGAACUCGCUGCAGGAGAUGGUGACGCAGGGCAAGCUGGUGGAGAAGCUGCAGGGCCACUGCCUCUGGGCCUACCACCUCGACUUCCUCGUGCAGCUGCUCAUCAUAGCAGCAUGCUACGUACGCAAGAAAAUCUUUGCAGCGUUUGGCCAUGGCAUGUGUCCGCCGCGCAUCCGGGAGGCAUGUGUGGGGGAGGCGGGACUGGCGCUGCACUAUGCCAACGUGGUGGUGCUGCUGGAGCGGAUUAUCCAGCAGCCGGACGAAGUGCUGGGACCCACUAGGGACGAGCUGUAUGAGAUGCUGCCGCGGAACAUACAGUACCUGCUGCGUGUGCAGCUGCAAGACGCUGUCAACUUCCAGGCAGAUGGGCGAGUGGAGGCGAACCUGAAGCGCGGGCUGCUGCUGCUGCCCACCAUGGCGCACAACACCAUCACCUGGCACUCUAUGCACACACCCGGGGCUGCUUUGGACUCCUCUGAAACGGUCUUUCAAGUGCAGACGUUCUACUUCGCGAAUCUGCAAGCGGUGAACGCCACGCUAGUAGAUGUUCUCCUGGGUCUGUGCCGCAUCUGCGGAGUGGAGUCCCCAAUAGGCUGUGUCUCCACGCAGGUGCCUGCCUCCCUCGACUACGCCCAGCUCGUGGCAGAGAAGGUGGCCGAGGCAGAGCGCCAGUUCCGCAAGGCGCUAGGCGCGCGCAAACGCCAAGGGGAGGUGAGGUGGCUUCGGUAG